Molecule: messenger RNA, 960 nt
Organism: Paramecium primaurelia
Lineage: Eukaryota; Ciliophora; Oligohymenophorea; Peniculida; Parameciidae
Source: the annotation of a GenBank genome assembly
AUGUAAAUUAAAUAUCAAUAUAUUAUUAUCAAAAGUGGAGGAGGAUCUUAUGAUUAUUAAGGAGAGAGCAAUGGGGAAAAUAAAAUUGGAAAGUGGGUAGAGCCCAGUGAAUUUUUCCCAAAGUAUUAGUUAGAUAAUUUUUAUAGCUUAUGCUAAAUAACCUAUAAUGGUUAGUUUAAAAGAGGAGAAAGAAUUGGAAAGUGGGAUAUUAUGUAUAGAAGGAUGAAUUUGAAUGGAUAUACGUAAAUUUUAUUGAUUAUUAUCUAAAAGUGGAGGUGGAGUGUAUGAUAAUUAAUUAAAUAAGGGGAAUGGGUUGAAUUGAAUGAAGGGUUUAAUUUGUGAGUUUAAGUAUUUAAAAAUAUUAGGAAUAAUUAAACGAUUACUAUUGGUAAGUAUCAAUAUGGAAUAAAAGUUGGUAAUUGGGAUAAUUGGUAGUUUAAAAGUUUAGUAAGCAUACAAAAAGAAAAAAUGUAUGUAUUUGUUAUUAUCUAUAGAGGAGGAGAUUAUAGAGUAAAUGAAAGAGAUGAUUAGAUUAUUUCUGAAAUUAAGGAAGGAAGAUGGAUUGAGUUAAGUGAAAGAUUUAAUGAGUAAUGAAAUUGAUUAAAUGUAAUUCAGUUCCAAUUAGGUUACCUAUGUUAGUGAAUAUUAAAGUGGUGUACAAAUAGGUAUAUGGUGUACAUUUAUGAAUUGGAAUGAAAUUAACUAACAUAUGUAUAGUAUAGCUUAAUAUUUGUUUAAAUAGUGGGGGUGAAAAUACAAAAUUAGAAAAGUAUAUGAUAAAAUUGUUUGCUCAGAUAAAAUAUAAUAGUGGAUUGAAUUAAGUGAUUAGUUUCAAGUGUACUAAAUUGAUUUUUUGUGAUUAGUUCAAAUUAAAUCUAUUAUUAUGGUGAAUAUUAAAAUAGGAAUAAAGUUGGUAAAUGGGAUAUUUUUUAUAAAGAUGUUGGUCUGAAAAAAGAAUGA